Vitis riparia (riverbank grape) is the source of this 405-nucleotide messenger RNA. Its product is annotated as non-classical arabinogalactan protein 31-like. The record is from RefSeq and is a predicted model, not a curated record. NCBI's taxonomy places the organism in Eukaryota, Viridiplantae, Streptophyta, Magnoliopsida, Vitales, Vitaceae. The transcript has a single exon. The coding region runs from base 1 to 405 and encodes 134 amino acids.
AUGGCAAAGACUAGGGGAGGUCUUUCCGCAUCCCCAUCCUCGCCGCCGGUGCCUCGACUAGCACAGUCCGCCAUUGGAGGCGCCACUUCGCCACCUGCUCAGUAUUCCACCGUUCCCCCAUCUGAGGGUGGAACACCUUCUCAGCGUCGAUAUCCCACCAGGAGGCCACCCACUGAACCUGUGCCGCCCGCCGCCAAAGCCAAGAGGCCUACUUCUCGGCCACCCGCGAAAAAGGCUAAGUUCUCGGGUCCUGGAGAGCCAUCCCAGACACCUCAAGUCGAGUCGGACUCUCAGAUUCCUGUGGGGAUUCCUCUCGAGACCGUCAUCAGACGUCCUAUGAUCGCAGGGCCACCUAUAGAGGGCAACCUGGAUUGUAGAGAUCGAUCCUUCCAUUCAGAGACCUAG